CUUUCAACAGCAUCAUUUUACAAUACAGAGUGAGACAGGAGCUGACUCCGUUUUCCAGGCAACAGUCCUUCUUCUAACACUGGACGUGGAGACCCCACUCCCAGCACCGUUGGGCGCACCGCCCCUUCCUCUGCGCAUGCGCAAGCUGCAGUCCUGCUCCUGGUCCAUCCCUGGCCUCGCGUCCCUCCUGGGAAACAAUUCCUGGCCUUCGGCUCCGAGCACUGCGGGAGCGGCGGCUGCUACUACUUCUUGUACAGGGAAUACCUGCAGUGGUCACAGGGAGCCCACCCUCGCUGGGGGCCUUUGGAUUGCUCCUUAGGGCUCAGUGUUUGGAGUGGAAGAGGAAAGUGGUUAGCUAGCCACCAAGCCUCCUGCCCUCCUCACACACCCGGGAUCCCAGUUCUGAAGUUGGUACUCGCUCAUGUGUUUUGUGUAAUGACACAGUAUCCUGAAACCAUGGAAGACUGUGUGCUCGCCGAAAGUCUGGGACAAGUUUAAGGAGAGAGGUGAGCUGGAGUUGAGAGAGAUAUGUGCAACCAGGCUGCACAUGGAAUGCCAUUUCUUGGAAAAACGAUUGGGGGUGAAAGGCUCACCAGCCACAGGUCCGGAAUUGCUGUCAGCGCCCCUACCUACACAUCUUAUGCAUCCCUCCUACUUUGUUGAUUGUAGAGGGGCGGUCCCUUAGACUGACUGUAAGGUGUAAAGCUGGCAUGUAGGGAGACGCUCUUCUGGCCCUAUAUUCCCUUCAGGCAGUAGUGUAGAUGGGUCAUGAAUCUUAGCAUCUUGCAGGGUUUUAGUGGCACAACCAAGGCCUGCAGAUGGUUCUACAUUUUGUCUCUUUGAGGUGGAAGUUUCUUAUCAAGCGAUCGUUUUGAGAAUUGUAAGCAAGCAACUUGGAAUGUAAGCAAGUGCAUUUUGAAAUUUUUAUCUUGCCUUAAAAGCCCCGUUCGUUUUCUUGACUUAUCUGACUUCAAGGGAUUAAUGGUGUUAGAUUAACAAUACCUCCUGAUUCCCAUCCCCCCACUCGGCAUCCCCUACUCCGCAUCCCCUCAUCCUCCUUGAUUAUCAGUCUGGGCAAGUCCAUAAAAGAGCCUUUCCUCCUUUAGAUUAUCAUUUGUUGAUUGUCUCAUCUUUUUAAUUUCCCUGUAAGUUGGGUACUAAUGAGAAACAAGUGUUUGCAUUCAUUCAGUGCAAAGUAUCUAAACUCAACUUAUGUUAGAGCCACACCUGAAGAAGUAACACCUUGCUUGGAGCUGCACGCAGGGCAGACCAAGUCUCUCCUGACGUCAUUCUUCCUUCUCCCUCAGCUUUCCCUCCUCCACUCAGAGCAGAAAAUGAACAAAUCCCAGGAGCAAGUGUCAUUCAAGGAUGUCUGCGUGGAUUUCACCAAGGAAGAGUGGUAUUUGCUGGACCCCGCCCAGAAGGUGCUCUACAGAGAUGUGAUCCUGGAGAAUUAUAGCAACUUUGUCUCAGUAGGGCAUUGUGUUACUAAACCAGAUGUAAUCUUCAAGAUAGAGAAAGGAGAAGAUCCCUGGAUACCAGAAAAUGGAUUCCAGUGCCACCCAGAAAGGAAAUGGAAAGUGGACAGCCUAUUAGAAACCAAACAGGAAAAUCAAGAUGGACAUAUUUGGCCACUCACACUCACCAACAAGAUCACAAAUCUAGAGAGCGGAGUUACCACAAGAAACACUUCCAGUCCACACAUUGAUUCUGUUUCUUCAAGAAGUUUUCUGCUCAAAGUAUGUGACUCAUGUGAAAUGAAUUUAAAGAAUAUUUCAGCUAUAAUUAUUAGCAAAAAGAACUAUUCCAGAAAGAAGCUUAAUGAGUUUAAUAUAUAUAAGAAACCACUCCCUGAUAGAAGGCAUGAGAAAAUUCCUGUAGGGACAAAGUCAUGUCAGUACGAUGGGGAAAGGGAUGGCCUCUGCCUUUGCCAGGAUCUCACUCGGCCAGUUCCUGAUCACCCUUUUGAGUAUAAUGAAGCAGGACAAGUGGAAGUGGCCCUUUGUACAAGUCAGAACUCUCAGCUAGGGGAGACACUAUAUAAGCACACUGAAUGUGGAAGCACUUUCAUUGACAGUUUGAAGCUCAGUGUAUCUCAGAAAACUCGUUUGCAUAUGGAGCCUCAUGAAUGCAGUAUUUGUAGGAAGUCCUUCUAUGUGGAUUUACAGUUUGGACAUCAGAGAGCUCUGUCAGGAAACAGUCCUUAUGAACAUAAUGAAUAUGAGAAGCUCUUCUGUGACCGCUCAGCGUUCAUUGUUCACCAGGAAGCUUACACAAGAAAGAUCGCCCAGGAGUAUAGGGUGAGUAACAGAACUUGGGGAAAGCCAGCUCUCUUUAAACAUCAGAUAACACAGAUGGGGGGAAAAUCCUAUGAAUACCAUGAAAAUAGGAAAAUUUUCAGCAAAAAAUCACAUCCUACCCAGUCUCGAAGACCUCAUGUGGGAGAAAAAACAUUUGAAUGUGGUGAAUGUGGGAAAAUGUUUUGGGAGAAAUCGAACCUUACCCAGCAUCAGAGAACACACACCGGAGAGAAACCAUAUGAGUGUACGGAGUGUGGGAAAGCCUUCUGCCAGAAGCCACACCUUACCAACCAUCAGCGGACACACACGGGAGAGAAACCCUAUGAGUGCAAGCAGUGCGGAAAAACGUUCUGUGUCAAGUCAAACCUUACUGAACAUCAAAGAACACACACUGGGGAGAAACCCUAUGAAUGCAACGCAUGUAGAAAAUCCUUCUGCCACCGGUCAGCCCUAACUGUCCAUCAGAGAACACAUACAGGAGAGAAACCAUUUGCAUGCAGUGAAUGUGGGAAGUCAUUUUGUGUGAAGUCAAACCUGAUUGUACAUCAGAGAACUCAUACAGGGGAGAAACCCUAUAAGUGCAAUGAGUGUGGGAAAACCUUCUGUGAGAAAUCAGCGCUCACUAAACACCAGAGAACUCACACAGGGGAGAAACCCUACGAGUGUAACGUGUGUGGGAAGACCUUCAGUCAGAGGUCAGUACUCACCAAGCAUCUGAGAAUCCACAUGAGGGUGAAAGCCCUCCUAGCAUCCUGAAUGUUUAGCUUUUGCAUGCCAGUCAAGUCAGUUAUACAGUUUUAAAAGUGAGACUAGAGCCUGCCAAAGAAUACCACAGAGUACUAGAAAAUACCAUUUUGUUGGAAUGCAUGAGAGCUUACAAGAAAAUAAAAACUUUCAUUUGAAAGAUUGUAUUGAAGGGAAAUUAUUCAUAUAAAUAAUAUGGUAAAAAAAAAACCUUAGAAAAUAAAUUGUGUAAUGUCUUCCAAAUGUGUUUCAAAAUUGUAUUUUAAAUAUAAUGGCUUAUAUUAAUUUUACUUGUAUUCAUAGGAAAGUAUGAAAUUUAAAAAUGAGUGUCUACAGCAUUAACCAUACAUGUAACGAACAUCUGGUAUUUAUAGGCCAUGUGUGAGUAUGUUAAUGUAACAGAAGUCUAGGAAACCCUUGAUUUAUGUAUUGGAACCCAGAGAUGAUGUGAGGAAGAAUAUGAACCCUUAGUUUAAUAACUGUUAUGGUAUACUUUCCAUACUUAAUACCACCAGCGUUUUUAUAGGUUGAUAGGAUUAUGUAUGUUUCUGAACAUAUUUGUGAAUGUGAUCUAGAUGCAUAUAUAUGUAUAUAUAUAUACAUAUAUAUGUGUGUAAAUAUACUUGUAUGCAUGUUCCUGUACACAAAUGGUGUUGUCAUAAAGGCAGCUCAUACCACUUUAAAGUGCUGAUGAUUGUUAAAAUGUCAGGAAUUUUGUGGAUCACUUGCUUACUAUUACAUGAAAUUGCAGUUAAAUUAUACUGAGAGCAAAGGAAAUAAAUAGCACUUGUCAUUCCUAACACUUGGCUGUAUUUACUGUUCUCUUUGCUGUGUACCAUUGGUCUCCAUGCUAAGAGUGCUGUAGUUCACUACUGCAUAGUUCCUUCAGAUCCCCUCCUACAUGCCAUCACUACUCUCAUGUUGGUAGCUUGGCCUUAGAAUAUUCAUACUGUGGAAACUGAUAAAGCAUGUGUCAGAGUUUGAUUUUCUCAGAGAAGCUGUGUAUAUAUAAAGUAUGUGGUAGAUUUAAAAUAUAAACUGCCCCUCUUCGUGUUUUCUGAAAGAAAUAAAUGGCUCUGGCCAUCAUUAUUAAAUUGCCUCUAUAGUUAAGAAGCCAAAGGUUGUUUUGUUGAGCCUUUUAAUUACCUCAGAACUAUCCUGUUCCAAAUGCUACCAGUCUCUUGAUAGCUUGGUCAGUAUAUGCUUCAAGUAACAUUAUUAUAUUUUCUCUCUCUCUCUCUCUCUCUCUCUCUCUCUCUCUCUCUCUCUCUUGGUCAGUAUAUGCUUCAAGUAACAUUAUUAUAUUCUCUCUCUCUCUCUCUCUCUCUCUCUCUCUCUCUCUCUCUCUCACACACACACACACACACACACACACACACACACAUUAUCACAAACUUUUCACUAUUCUGGACCAUGAAUAAGUAUGGCCAUUAUUAUCAAACUACCCAUUUGGUGAGGAAAUCAAAAAGUAUGUUUCUGAGAGUUUUUCUUAGCUACCUCUGUGUCGAUCAUAUAAAUGCUGUUAAUAAAAAUGGUAUUUACAUGACUUGAGUUGUAAAUGUUAAUACUACACUUUACAAAUGUAAAAAUGGUAGUUUAUAAUAAAAUGUUCAUAUUAUACCCAUGG
Messenger RNA from Mastomys coucha (southern multimammate mouse), 4671 nucleotides. It is a transcript of the gene Znf248, whose product is annotated as zinc finger protein 248. Gene Ontology annotation, molecular function: DNA-binding transcription repressor activity, RNA polymerase II-specific. Bases 1161 to 3056 code for a protein of 631 amino acids. Gene Ontology annotation, biological process: negative regulation of transcription by RNA polymerase II. NCBI's taxonomy places the organism in Eukaryota, Metazoa, Chordata, Mammalia, Rodentia, Muridae. The transcript has 5 exons. The record is from RefSeq and is a predicted model, not a curated record.